GAAUAUAUAGAAGUUCAAGUUCAUCUUUGGAUCAUGAAAAUAAUCAUAAACCAUACUUAGAAGAUAUGGAGCUUGUUCCUGUUAAUCAAGCUGCAGACUUCAUGGAAGAUUCUACAAAUUUGCUAAUUUAUUUGGACUUAAACAAUUAA
Messenger RNA from Dentiscutata erythropus, 149 nucleotides. Lineage: Eukaryota; Fungi; Glomeromycota; Glomeromycetes; Diversisporales; Gigasporaceae. The record is from the annotation of a GenBank genome assembly.